GGAAGUAGCAGAGUCACCCCACAGCCAAUCAGGUGCUACACUCCCAGCUGUCAUCUUAAUGUAGCAAAGUCGACAAUCGAGAUGGAAGGGAAUCGCAUAGACUUCUACAUCGGCCUCUCUCUGGCUGUGAGCUCCAGUGUUUUUAUCGGCUCCAGUUUUAUCUUGAAAAAGAAAGGCCUGCUGCGAUUGGCCAGAAAGGGCUCCACACGGGCAGGUCAAGGCGGUUAUGCCUAUCUAAAAGAAUGGCUGUGGUGGGCGGGGCUUAUUUCAAUGGGAGCAGGAGAAGCUGCCAACUUUGCUGCUUAUGCGUUCGCACCAGCAACGCUGGUGACCCCCCUUGGAGCACUCAGUGUACUUGUCAGUGCUGUGCUGUCUUCAUACUUUCUAAACGAGAGGCUGAACGUUCAUGGGAAGAUUGGUUGUCUGCUUUGCAUCUUGGGCUCGACGGUCAUGGUGAUUCAUGCACCACAGGAAGAGGAAGUCGCCUCGCUAAGCGCAAUGGCUGAGAAACUAAAGGACCCAGGUUUCCUUGUGUUCGCUGUGUGCGUUGUUGGAAGCAGCUUAGUCCUGAUCUUUGCUGUGGCCCCUCGCUUCGGACAGAAAAACGUUCUUGUCUACAUCCUGAUCUGUUCUGUGAUUGGCUCGCUCUCAGUGUCUUGCGUCAAAGGUCUCGGGAUUGGCAUCAAGGAGCUGGUUUCAGGGACGGCGGUGCUGAAGGAUCCCCUAUUCUGGGCUUUACUCAUCUGCCUGGCCAUCUGCGUCACCAUUCAGAUCAGCUACCUGAAUAAAGCUCUGGACAUUUUCAACACCUCCAUCGUCACGCCAAUUUACUACGUCUUCUUCACCACAUCAGUCAUGGCUUGUUCAGCCAUCCUGUUCAAGGAGUGGUUGAAAAUGAACGUCGAUGGUGUAGUUGGGACAAUCAGCGGAUUCCUUACCAUAAUUUUGGGGAUUUUUCUCCUCCAUGCCUUUAAAGACAUUACAUACAGCCUCGACUCCCUCCCUUUGUACCUGAGAAAAAGCCCUGAUUGGUUCCCAGGGGGCCAACAACCAUAUCUGGCUCUUCCUGAUGAUAUCCAAGCAGAAGAUGAGAGAAAGUUAACCAGACAUGGGGAAAGAAAGGGAGAGCCUCCUAAAUAAAAAAAAUAAAAAAAGAACCUAUGGACUUAUCUAAAACCAAACUCUUUAUGUUUAAUAGACUGUAAAGCCUUUAACUUCCUCCUGUAUGUAAGUUCUUGUUCUGAAUUGGAACAAAAUAUAUUUUUUUGUAUUUAAUAUUUUGCAUUUUAAUACUGAAAGCAUUAUCUUUUUUACAGUUUAGCAUUUUUUGCUUUAUUUAAAAAAGUAGUUGACUGCACUGAAAAGUUAAAAGAAAAAGUAGUUUUCCACUUGGUUGAGUAGUUAAGUAAUGAUCUGUCAGUGGAAUAAGAUUUUGUGUGCUUAUAACAAAAGAAUCUUACUCCAAGAUUAGUAUAUUUAUCUUUUCUUAAGCAGCCAAAGUGCUCAUUCCAUUGCCAGAUAUACGUUUGAUAAAAUGAAGGGCAAGCACACUUAUUUCAAGUUGUUACUUUUUCCCCCCCAUCUAUUUUU
Cyprinodon variegatus (sheepshead minnow) is the source of this 1590-nucleotide messenger RNA. Its product is annotated as magnesium transporter NIPA2-like. Bases 82 to 1140 code for a protein of 352 amino acids. NCBI's taxonomy places the organism in Eukaryota, Metazoa, Chordata, Actinopteri, Cyprinodontiformes, Cyprinodontidae. Gene Ontology annotation, molecular function: magnesium ion transmembrane transporter activity. The record is from RefSeq and is a predicted model, not a curated record. The transcript has 6 exons. Gene Ontology annotation, cellular component: membrane. Gene Ontology annotation, biological process: magnesium ion transport.